UUUCCUUCGAGAAAAAUUGACAACUGACUCUAUCAUCACCCUUCUAGCCCAGAACAGACACCAGUUCCGUGAUACUUGAGCCCGUCGUCAACGUUAUUAUCUCCGAGGCUAACGACAGCCACCACCGAUAGAUUGCCAGGGCACCAUUUUACAGCGAUUUCUCCACCAAUCAACAGCUAUCCAGUUAAAUGGGCCGCAAACCACUCUCCCAACGCGAACGGGCCUACAAGGUUGCAUGCGAGCGAAUCGCACUCAGGAUCGAGGGUAAGGAGCAACAGAUCUCCGCCAACCCAGAGUCAGGAACAAACGAUCCGGAAGGUAGUGCAGAGGUCGAUCCACGAGGAUCAAAUACGGUAGGUCGAGGAGGAGGAAACGCUCGAAACAACAUAGGCCCGAACGAAAAUGAUAACAAAAAAGUCGAAUUCGACAACAAGCUCCAUAUCCGAUGGAUCGAAGCGGCAGGAUGCAAGCCCAUCUUCACGAACAACGCGCCUCCAGUUACUGCCACCCCACCCAGUGGAAUUCUCAAGCGUCGGCCCGAACAUCCGGUCUCCUCUGCACCAAAAAUUUUGGCCGAAUUCGAGCACGGCAACCCGGCCUUGGUGGAAACCUUCCUGACAGACGACCCAAGACUCCAAGAUUGCAACGACUGGAAGCAGUCAAUCUGCACUCCAAAGAUCGAUGGCGCAGUGAUUCUAGUCGACGGUCUGCCAAACCCAAUCGAGAUCCCAAUCAGCGAGAGGCGCUUCUUGUCGGCACGCCGAGUGCUGAAGCUUGUGUAUUCAGAAUUGAUGAAGAACGUCGAGAGUAGGAUUUGGUGGAGGUCGAUUGAAAGAUGGAGGAGAAAAGAGAUCGCGAAGGCGUGGAUGAAUCGGGUCCAGACCGAACACAACUUGAAAGUGGGAAUACUCGUCCCGAGUCCGCCUCUGAAACUCGUCGACUAUUUGCUAGAGAACGUCGUCUUUGACGGAUUUUCGUUCGUGAUGAUAGACGCUUCUGGCCGGACAUGGUUGAAAAUGCACACCAAGACCGUCCAAUGCUCUUAGAUGAGGGUAAAUACGGGAAUAAUAAGGCAGUCAGGCAUCUCAUAACGAACGGGACACUAGAAAAGAGA
Molecule: messenger RNA, 1114 nt
Organism: Desarmillaria tabescens
Lineage: Eukaryota; Fungi; Basidiomycota; Agaricomycetes; Agaricales; Physalacriaceae
Exons: 2
Coding region: 189-1046 (285 amino acids)
Source: RefSeq, a predicted model, not a curated record